Messenger RNA from Paramormyrops kingsleyae, 1584 nucleotides. NCBI's taxonomy places the organism in Eukaryota, Metazoa, Chordata, Actinopteri, Osteoglossiformes, Mormyridae. The record is from RefSeq and is a predicted model, not a curated record.
GCACAAACGUACACGGACUCGCGCAUCAUGUAGAGAAGAGAGCAGUAACUAAACUCUACCCAGUUUUAUAUUAUCAUAUAAAUUAUGAUGUUAUGAAUUCCUUUUAUUCGGUUUGACACAUUCAGAGCAGGCGCGGGGACCGUGCACGCGCCGGAACGCCGUGAGCUCGAGACUACGACGCGCGUGUCAGCGCUUGCUGCUGCAGCACUGCAGUGGCUUCUGGUUGCAUGGCUCCGCGUCCCCUUCUCAGUCCGGACAGUAGCGCCGGCUUCACGGCUGUAAACUGAGAUGAGUCACGAAUGAGACCUGCAAGAUGUCUUUCAAGAAGGAAACCCCACUGGCCAAUGCGGUGUUCUGGGCAGCGAGGAAGGGGAACCUGGCAUUGCUGCAGCUGCUGCUGAACAGUGGCCGAGUGGACGCCGACUGCAAAGACAGUUAUGGCACCACUGCUCUGAUGGUUGCCUCCUACAGUGGCCACUACGACUGUGUGAAAGAGCUGAUCAUGCAAGGGGCUGAUAUCAACUUACAAAGAGAGUCGGGUGCCACAGCUCUGUUCUUGGCCUCGCAGCAGGGCCACAACGACAUUGUGAAGCUUCUCUUUGAGUUCGGGGCCUCCACCGAAUUCAAAACCAAGACAGCUGAAUCUGCAUCACCGUGUACCUGCUAUACGCAGGCGGCCUUGCAUUGCAUGCAGGUCACCGCGUGAUGUCUUUCUCUGAUGCCUAACAUGGCCCCACCUCUGUUCCUUACUAAGGAUGGAGCCACACCCCUUUUCCUUGCUGCCCAGGAAGGUCACUUGACAGUCAUACGGCAGCUGCUGUCCUCGGGGGCCAAGGUGAACCACCCGCGAGAGGAUGGUACGACCCCACUCUGGAUGGCUGCCCAGAUGGGGCACAGCGAGGUGGUGAAGGUGCUUCUCUUGCGGGGGGCAGAACGUGACGCAGAUCGAAAAGACGGCACCACGGCCCUGUUCAAAGCAGCCUUUAAAGGACACAAUAGCGUGGUCGAGGAGCUCCUCAAGUUCUCCCCCUCGCUCGGCCUGCUCAAGAACGGGUCGACGGCGCUCCAUGCCGCGGUCAUGGGUGGAAACUUGCGGGCCGUGGUGCUUCUCCUGCGCGCCAAUGCCGACCCCACUUUAACAAACAAGAACAAGGAGCUUCCAGCAGACGUGACUAAAAAUGAGCGCAUCCUGAGAUUGCUGCGGACUCGCAUGGUGGACGGGGGUAGUUGAUGGUCGACCCUCCCCCCCCACCCCCCCCGGAAUGAUGCAGGAAACAUGGAAGAACAAGGAUAAACCUCAGCCAUAUAUCAUGGUGCUUGCUUUCUGUUGCAGCUUGGGAAGCCAUGGAUAUUAAUCACAAUAUAUGCAAAAAGAAGACUAUAUUUCAUUUAUAGCACAGAGCUCUUUGCGGUUAGAAUAUUGUCCUUAAUCUUGCUCCUUCCAUGUGUAUCUCCUAACUCUUAAUUUUUUUUCUUUUAAUAUUCUUAAUUUGUUUUCUUAAUAAUUGUUUUUUUCUGGUGCUUUGUAUUUGUAAAUAUUUUGCAAAAUCUUAUUUCUGCAUUUAUAAUAAAUGUGAAACUACA